ACAGCGGCGCCCAAAUUUCGUAAGUGGUGACGUGUUAAUGAGUCUUGAAACGUGGCCAUUUCCCUCACUCUCUCCAAAUCGUGUGAAAAUGUCUGUAUUCACAUAACUCUAUUCCCAAUCCCUAAUUUAUUUAACAAAUCGAAAACCUCCUCCCUCGCCUUCUUCUCCCCCAAUUCAAAUCUUCAAGUUGAUAAACUAUACUAUCUAGAAAGUUAUAUAGAUACAAAGCUUUCUUUAGUUUCACCGAUUCGUAAAUUGAAGAAAUCAGGAGAUUGGAGGUCUUGCCAUUGCUGCAUCAUGAGCAAUCAACAGGAAAUUAGGAUGUAUACAAGGGCUAGAAGUAGGAGGCGAAUGCUAGAUGUUGAUCUUAAUGCUGCACCGCCAUGUGAAAUCCGGGAACAUGGUGUCGUUUCACACCAUACUAGGUCGCAGGACAGGCAAGAUGCUGUAAUAAUUGGUACCUUGCCUCCACCAAUUGAUGUAGAGGCGCUUGAUGAUGAUGUUAUUAUCUCUUCGCCUACAGCAUUUGCAGAAGCUAAGAACAAUUCCAGAAGGAACCGUGGGCGUGCUAUAAUUGUUGAUGUAGACAAUGAUGAGAGGGCAUCUCGCAACAAGCGUAGAAGGGUCCCUACGAAUCAGACAAUUAUAAAUUGUGACCUUUACAUAAACCUGGAAAGCAGUAGUAACUCAAUGAGGAAGAGUGGCCAGACCGCUGCAGUGCCUCCGAAACCUCCAGUUCCACCGAAGGAGCCUACAUUCAGCUGUCCCGUUUGUAUGGGCCCAUUAGUUGAAGAGAUGAGCACAAAAUGCGGUCAUAUUUUUUGCAAGGCAUGCAUCAAAGCUUCCAUAGCUGCUCAGGGGAAAUGUCCUACCUGCCGGAGAAAAACAACUGCCAAAGACAUUAUCAGAGUUUACCUUCCUUCAACUAGAAGUGCUUGAGCUCUCUUGAUUCAAUAUUUGUGGAGGCUUUGAAGGGAGAGAUGGUUUUGGAUGUGAAUAUGGAGUAGGAGGCAGAUGAAGUGGUUAUGGGGCGAGGUGGAGGUGAAAUAUUAGUUUUGAUUGCGUCGACUAGAUGGAGGGUCGUUAUUGUAAUUUUGUUAAAUUGAAUAUCCAUCCAGGAUCACAAAUAUGCACUUUUAUUAAAACAUACUUUUGUUCCGUGUAUCGGACAAGAAUAUAUCAGUGCAAUUCAUUCCAUCUUUAUAUCC
Molecule: messenger RNA, 1208 nt
Organism: Salvia miltiorrhiza (redroot sage)
Lineage: Eukaryota; Viridiplantae; Streptophyta; Magnoliopsida; Lamiales; Lamiaceae
Exons: 6
Coding region: 298-939 (213 amino acids)
Source: RefSeq, a predicted model, not a curated record